Anopheles bellator is the source of this 1782-nucleotide messenger RNA. RefSeq lists its product as uncharacterized. Bases 291 to 1742 code for a protein of 483 amino acids. The record is from RefSeq and is a predicted model, not a curated record. NCBI's taxonomy places the organism in Eukaryota, Metazoa, Arthropoda, Insecta, Diptera, Culicidae. Gene Ontology annotation, biological process: SCF-dependent proteasomal ubiquitin-dependent protein catabolic process. Gene Ontology annotation, cellular component: SCF ubiquitin ligase complex. The transcript has 4 exons.
AAGCUGACCGACCGCAACCUGUGUUGCCUUUCGUCGUGGACACUCCGACUCCUCGAACUUACGCGCUGGACGGAACCUUAGGCGGAAGUGGUUCUACAUUCGGCGAUCGGUGUUUCGGUGUUUACAGUGCUUUGCCGACCGCGGUACGAAGACCGCGGUAGCUUAUCGAAGCGCCAUCGUGCGGAAAGACGACGCAGAACGGUGUCGUUUGGUGAUGUGAUCGGAACCGAAAUCCCGGUGCCGAUAGAAAGUUUCUUCCGCUAGCUGGUUGCUGGUCAAACAACAACAAAAUGUCCAAAAAGAUUCCGGUUCGUACGCUGAGCGAAAUAACGCUCGCGGACCUGGCCGGAACCAUCGUCGGAGCGAUCGGGACGAUGGUGCAGACAAGCUACACGUUCGGCGUCCCGCCGGACUACACGCUGCUGAUGGUGGAGAUCAACUCGUACCUGGACAGUAUGGGGGCGACGAGCAACAUCUACGACGAUCUGCUGCGCGUGAUCCUGAGUUCCGACUCGCUCGAGGCAUCGAUGCGCUUCUGCUGCCUGCAGAUGCUGCUGAACGAGGGCGUCCAGUGCCUGGCGACCGAGAUAUUUCCGGUCGCGUACUACGAGCGCAUCCUGCAGGUGAUCGCGGCCCAGGGGCGCGGUCUGCGCCAGCUCAACAUGAAGGGCGUUUGGGUGAAGGAGGAGAGCAUGUGCUACAUGUACGAGAUCGUGAAGCGGUUGCCGCGCCUCACGAAGCUCACGAUACCGCACAUCCCGAACGAUGACCUGCUGAAGCACAUCGCCGACUACAGCAAGUGCCUGCGCCAGCUCGACAUCAGCGGCGAAACGGACGUCACCGAGAUCGGCAUCGAGUACCUGUGCUAUGGCGAGUGCCACGAGCUGCUCACCUACGUGGACAUUGGGUCGCUGGGCGAGGAAAACAUUUGCCACAUGGACGUGGCCCUGCUGCUGAUGCACCUCCCGAACUUGGCCACCCUGCAGUCGUACUCGUACGUGGGCCGUAGCUUGCUGCACAUCGUCGAGCAGAAGGAUGCCGGGUUCCGGUGUAAGCUGGCGUACGUGCACGACAUCGACACGAGCGCCAAAGCGAUGGACGCCAUCGUGGCCACGUGCCCCCGGCUGGAAGACCUGUACCUAGACUCACCGGAAGUCGGCAUACUGGCGAAGCUGGAGGGGGUGCGGUUGAAGCGGCUGAAGCUGUACAAGUUCAGCUGCUACGAGCUGACGGGGCUGCUGGAGCCUAGCGGGGCCACGCUGUACCACCUGACGGUCAUUAAGGGCUACGGCCCGCUGGAGGUCAAUCGGAUCGUGCGCUCGUGCCCGAACCUGAUCGAUCUGGACUUUUACAUGAUGGACUCGCUGACGUUCACCGGCGACCGGAGCUUCGACAGCCUGCAGGGGCUGGAAAUCCUGAGCAGCCCCAUUUCGAAGCCCAGCUUGCGGGCCUUCAUCUGCAAGACGACGUCCUUGAAGCGGCUCGCGGUCGAUGCGGUGACGUUCAGCGACGAGGACAUCAGCGCGAUGGUGAUUGAGCACGACUUCUACCAGCUGGAGGACGUGUGGUUUACUUCCGCCCCGUAUCUGUCCCUGGCCACGGUCGAGAUCCUGAUGGACCGCUGUCCGGAGCUGCAAAGUGUCGGGCAGCUGAGCGGUUGGGCCCUGACACCGGACGACGUCACGCUGCUGCGCGGCAUCCUGAAGAGCUGCAAUGCGUCACUGAUAAUACAAUCACUUUGAUGACGACACGGGGGAAACACUUUGGAAGCCGUUCGAUGCG